AUGGUGGGCAACGGGAAGUACAAGGGGAAGACCUUCGAAACCUUGUACGCCGACAAGUCCUACGUGACUUGGCUGGUGGACCACAUGGCCAAGGAGGGGAAGAUCGAGGAAGUGGCCACUCCGGCCAAGGACAAGACGGCAACCGUGAGGGACAAGAAGGGCGCCUCCGGAAGCGCCGAAUCUCCAUCAAGAGUGAAGCGGCAGGUGAACUCCAAAGGGAAGAGCACCGACCACCUCCUCCAGGACGAGGUGAUGCAAGACGAGAAGGAGAUGUCCGAAUGGACACGAGUGGAGGAGCACGAGGCGAUCCAAGCGGAGGUAGUGAACCUCGGCCAGCGGAUGGCGGUGAUCGAGGGCGCCCUCCAGACGAUCAUCGGAGAGAUCCAGAAGGGCAAGCGCCCGUGA
Symbiodinium pilosum is the source of this 405-nucleotide messenger RNA. The record is from the annotation of a GenBank genome assembly. NCBI's taxonomy places the organism in Eukaryota, Dinophyceae, Suessiales, Symbiodiniaceae.